This is a messenger RNA of Zymoseptoria tritici IPO323, 1098 nucleotides long. RefSeq lists its product as uncharacterized. Gene Ontology annotation, molecular function: alcohol dehydrogenase (NADP+) activity; zinc ion binding. The coding region runs from base 103 to 1098 and encodes 331 amino acids. Gene Ontology annotation, biological process: alcohol metabolic process. NCBI's taxonomy places the organism in Eukaryota, Fungi, Ascomycota, Dothideomycetes, Mycosphaerellales, Mycosphaerellaceae. The record is from RefSeq and is a predicted model, not a curated record. The transcript has 2 exons.
UCUCUCUUUCCUACCAUUGCCACCUCUCCAUCCUCAUCACCAAACUUAAGUUCAACCAGCAACUGAAUCACCUCCACCAUCAAACCUCAGACGACAACAAUCAUGCCUUCCUUCACCGUCUUCAAGGGCGCCAAAGAUGGCAAGGUGAAGAAGAGCGAGGUCUUCAAGCCUGAGCUCACCGGCGACCAAGUCCUCCUAAAGGUCACUGCGUCAGGACUUUGCGGGACUGACAUGCACUAUCGCACAGUCGACAUGGCUCUCGGCCACGAAGGCGUCGGCACCGUCGAGCAAGUCGGCCCACAAGUCACCCACCUCAAGAAAGGCGAUCGUGUCGGCUGGGGCUACGAGCACAACUCGUGCGGGCACUGCCAACAAUGCCUCCGCGGAAACGAGACCUACUGCCCGGAACGCGCCAUGUACGGCUCCGCCGACUUGGAUCAAGGCUCCUUCGCUACGAACGGAGUAUGGCGUGAGGCCUUCCUCUUCAAGAUCCCCGACAGCUUGAGCGACGAGGUCGCUGCUCCGCUCAUGUGUGGUGGCGCUACUGUGUUCAACGCGCUACACAUGUACAACGCCCAGCCCACCGAGACGAUCGGCAUUAUUGGCGUUGGCGGACUCGGUCAUCUGGCCAUCCAGUUUGCAAACAAGAUGGGCGCACACGUCGUCGUGCUGUCAGGCUCCGACAGGAAGAAGGACGAGGCCAUGAAGCUAGGUGCGCACGAGUUCAUCGCCAUCAAGGAUGUCAAGGAGAUCAAGACAUCUCGUCCGCUUGACAGGCUCCUGGUUACGACAUCAGCACAACCGGACUGGAAAAAACUGGUGCCUGCUCUGGCUCCUGGCGCAACGAUCCACCCGCUUUCCGUGGACGAAGGCGACUUCUCCAUCCCCUACAUGCCCAUGUUGGCGCAGGGUCUCACGAUCCAGGGCUCCGUCGUAGCUUCGAGGUACAUCCAGAACCGCAUGCUGGAGUUUGCCGCGCUACACAAGAUUGAGCCGAUUAUCGAGAAGUUCCCGAUGACCGAGGAGGGUAUCAACGAGGCUAUGGACAAGCUUGGCGAAGGCAACAUUCGCUACCGCGGUGUGUUCACUGCGCAGUAG